Gamsiella multidivaricata is the source of this 2364-nucleotide messenger RNA. Its product is annotated as tim-barrel domain-containing protein. The transcript has 4 exons. The record is from RefSeq and is a predicted model, not a curated record. NCBI's taxonomy places the organism in Eukaryota, Fungi, Mortierellomycota, Mortierellomycetes, Mortierellales, Mortierellaceae. Bases 1 to 2364 code for a protein of 787 amino acids.
AUGGCGGCUCCUGCGCCAGUAAAUUCGACCGCGUCUCUCCAGGGUCUCGUGCAGCGUCUUUUGCCGCGAUCGUACCACAAUGCCUUUGAUUUCAAACUGGUAUCGGACUUGGCACCACCAACACCCGAGAACAAGUAUGACGUGUUCCGCGUCUCGAACAAGAACUCGACCAAUGCCGCCCGUAUCAUGAUCGAGGGAACCACCCUGUCUGCCCUGAGUCGCGGACUGAAGUAUUAUUUGGAUCAGGCUGGUCAGGUCGAGCUGACCUGGAGCGGCAACCGCUUCGAUGAGCUCCCCCAAACACCACCACCCGUGCCUGAUCUGGAGAUCGACACUAAAAAAGUUGCUACCGCCGGACACGUCCGUGGAAGUAUUGUCCCCUGGAGGUAUUACACCAACGUUGUCUCCUAUGGUUACCAAUUUGCCUUCUGGGACUGGAAGCGCUGGGAGCGUGAAAUCGAUUGGAUGGCUCUGAACGGCAUUAACAUGUUGCCUGCCAUGAUCGGUCAGGAGUACGUCGUCCGCGAGUUCUACCGCAGCCUGGGCCUUACGGACGAGGACAUUGACAGCUUCAUUGCCGGUCCCGCUUACAUGCCUUGGCAGCGCAUGGGUAAUCUCCAAGGUUCCUGGAACCACGAUCUUUUGAACAGCAGUGCCGCCAACGAGCUCGUCUACAAGAAGAAAUGGAUCGAUGCUCAGUGGGACCUUCAGCAGUUGAUCCUGGCGCGUCUCCAGGCCCUUGAUAUCACUGCAGUCCUGCCCACUUUCCAGGCCUUUGUUCCCCGAGCACUUGUGAACAAGUUCCCCAACAACGAAUUCAAGAACACGAGUGUCUGGUCCUUCUUCCCCGAAAAAUACACCAUGGUCACCUAUGUAGAGCAGACGGACCCCCUCUUCAACGAGCUCUCUACCAAAUUCCUGCAGCUUCAGCAGAAGAUGAAUAAUGGUUACCAGGCUCACUAUUACCUGCUGGAUCUGUACAACGAGUUGGUCCCUGACUGUGUCACUCCUGAGUGUCUUAAGGCGACAACGACUAGUGUCACGAAGGCGUUGCAGGCUGCAGACAAGGAUGCGGUUUGGGUGAUGCAGGGAUGGUUCCUGACGAACACUGCCAUUUGGACACCCGAGGCCACCGCCGCUUACUUCCAAGGUAUUCGCGAUGCCAACGGCACGCCUUUCAUCUACGAUUUGGCUUCAGAAUCCAUGCCCAUCUGGAAUUCGAAUGAUGGAUUCUAUGGAAACAACUUUGGCUGGAGUUUGCUUAACAACUUCGGUGCUGCCCAAGGUCUGUUUGCAAAGCUUCCUGAGCUGCUGACCGUUCCUUUCGAGGCCUACGAACAGUACUCCGGCAACUUGAAGGGUAUGGGUGUCACUGCUGAGGGUAUCAACAACAACGAGUACAUCUAUCAGACCAUGCUGGAGUUACCCUGGCACAGCCCUAAGGAGACCAUCAACGGCACCCAGCAUCUCCAGCAGUUCAUCCGCCGUCGCUAUGGUGCCACCAAGGCCACGGCUCUUGUCCAGGAUGCAUGGAACAAGUUGCGUCAGACUGUUUGGGAUUGCCAGUCCGGCCAGGCCUCGCAGAGCAAAUCCUUUGUCGAAAAGUUGCCCGCACUUAACAUGACCAACACCGACUGGUUGGGCACUGUCUUCUGGUACAACCAGACCAUCGUCGUCCAGGCCUGGGAUCAGCUGGUCCGAGCCGCCCUCCACGAGCAGCACGCCAAUGUCCCCAAGUCAUUCAAAUUCGAUCUGGUCGACACGACCCGUGAGGUCCUAUUGGCAACCGUGUUCCCUGCGCUGCACGAGUCCCUUAUCGACGGUUAUGAGACCAAGAAUCUCCAGAAGAUCAGGAACUAUGGUCGCCAGAUCAUCGCCCUUAUCCGCGAUGCUGAUACGCUGUUGAACACCAGCCCUUUCUUCUCCCUUGGCAGCUUUAUCCGCGAGGCUAAAGCCUCGAUCGACCCCACCGGAGGCCCCUCUAAGGCCGGAUACGAGCAGUUCUUGGAGUCGAAUGCGCGUAACAUCGUGACCUGGUGGGGUCCUGAGGGCACUGGCCCACCAGGCUCGCUGCCUGAUUAUGCCUCGAAGCAGUGGGGUGGUCUGCUCAACUCAUUCUACUUGCCUCGCUGGGAGUUGUUCAUCCAGCAACUGGAACAGGCUGUUGCCACCAAGACCGCUUGGGACCCAGAGGAUUACUUGAAGAAGAACUUGGCUCGUGAGGCACAGUGGCAGGCAGAAGUUUGGGGCCGUCGCCCUGGAGAGACUGUUCUCAACGGUCAAGAAUCCACGGAGGUUGUGCGUGAGUUGUGGGACAAGUACCGUGCUUUGGCGGUCAAGAUUGCUGCUGGCGGCAAGGCUUAA